AUGGCCGACGAAACUGAACCGUCGGUUCCGGUCACUGUUGAGGAACCGUUGGAUUUGAUUCGUUUGAGUUUAGAUGAAAGGAUUUACGUGAAGAUGAGGAACGAAAGGGAACUCAGAGGUCGUCUUCACGCCUACGACCAGCACUUGAAUAUGAUUUUAAGCGAUGUCGAGGAAUGCGUGACCACUGUUGAGAUCGAUGAGGAGACGUAUGAAGAGGUGUAUAAGACAGACAAACGCAAUAUUCCGAUGCUUUUCGUCAGAGGCGACGCCAUUAUCCUCGUCUCGCCUCCCAUUCGGUCCACCAAUUGA
This is a messenger RNA of Medioppia subpectinata, 309 nucleotides long. The record is from the annotation of a GenBank genome assembly. NCBI's taxonomy places the organism in Eukaryota, Metazoa, Arthropoda, Arachnida, Sarcoptiformes, Oppiidae.